AUGGCUGAAUUGGUAGGAGGAGCAAUUCUUUCCGCUUUCCUUCCGGUUUUGUUUGAGCGGCUGGCUUCCCCUGAAUUUCGGAAAUUCUUCGACGGCCAAAUUCUCCAAGGCGAACUCAAGAAAUUGAAGAUAACGUUGAAUUCUGUUAAUGGACUGCUCACUGAUGCAGAGGAGAAGCAGAUCACUAAGCCUGAUGUGAAAAUUUGGCUCGACCACCUCAGAGAAGCUAUCUACGAAGCAGAUGACUUGCUGGAUGAGAUAGAGUAUAAAGCACUUAAAUCGAAGUUGAAAGCUACUUCUUGGAUGGAGAAGGCGACGGGAUUUAUCUCCAAAUACAAGAUCAGACAAAGGUUGGAAGCCAUCCUUAACACACUUCAACUCUUGUUAGACCAAAAGGACACACUAGGUCUUGCAGAAAAACUGUCUUUGCCGCCGAAAACACCAACUACUUCUCUGCGAGAUGAUGAUGAUGAUUCCGAAAUUGAUACUAGAGUUAAGGACAAGGAAGCCAUCAUAGAAUCUCUACUAUCUGAUUCUGAUUCCUUGGUUGUGAUGCCCAUCUGGGGUAUGGGUGGGAUCGGUAAAACUACUCUGGCUCAACUCGUCUACAAUGAUACAAGAAUAGAAGCUCAAUUUCAACACAGACCAUGGAUCUUUGUAUCAGAAGUAUUCGACGUUACCAGGGUAACGAAAGAUAUUCUCAGGGUGGUCAAUCCAGAGUCUUCAAACUAUGAUAGAUUGGAUCUGCUCCAACGACAACUGCUGAAGGAAUUUUCCUCGUUGGAGAGAAAACUUUUGAUUGUUUUGGAUGAUUUUUGGAGCGAUAAUACUCGUGAUUGGUACACUUUCCUAAAACCUUUCUUGGAGGUUGAGGCAAGAAAAGCAAUGAUUAAGAUCGUUGUUACAACCCGCCAUGAAAGCGUGGCAAGCCUCACCCUCACAGGGCCUGUUGAAGUUCGUCAUUUGAACGAAUUAACAGAUAGGGAAUGCUGGUACUUGCUUGAAAAGCAUGCAUUUGUCAAAGAUGAUUCCAAUGCUUAUCCUCAGUUGAAAGCGCAUGGUGAGAAAAUUGCAAAAAAUUGUCGUGGUCUACCCUUAGCAGCAAAAACCAUCGGACGACUGUUAAGUGCAGAAAGAGAUGUUCAGAAGUGGAAGGAAAUAUCGAGCAGCGAUAUAUGGGAUCUAAAGAAUGAAGACAUUAAUUCAGCGCUAAGAUUGAGCUACCAUUAUCUCUCAUCGCUUUCAAAAAGGUGUUUUGCUUAUUGUGCUCUAUUUCCCAAAGGUUAUGAAUUUGGCAAGGAAGAAGUAGUUCUUCUAUGGAUGGCAGAGGGCUUCUUUGUCCAAGCCCAAGGAAACAACUCAAAGAAGGAGAUGGAAGAAAUAGGUAACGGCCAUUUCAAUGAUCUUGUGACAAGAUCAUUUUUCCAACGAUCUAAAGGCAGUAAAUCACACUUUGUUAUGCAUGAUCUCUUCAACGACCUAGCUAAAUUUGUUUCUGGAGAAUUUUGCUCUCGAUUGGAGGGCAACAACUCGAGCAACAUUGUUAAGAGGACCCGUCAUGUCUCGUAUGCAGAUGUGGAUCUUGAUUCACUCCAGAAAUUUUCAGGCGCUUGUAAAGACAAUGUUUUGCGCACUUUCAUAUCAUUGGAGCCGUUGGAGAGGCGGUCGACUUUCAAGAGGCGGUCGACUCUCAAGACUGAUGACGUAAUGUUGCUAAAAUUUAACUGCAAAAUUCAACAAAUUUACUUAAAAAAAUACUAA
Molecule: messenger RNA, 1761 nt
Organism: Hevea brasiliensis (rubber tree)
Lineage: Eukaryota; Viridiplantae; Streptophyta; Magnoliopsida; Malpighiales; Euphorbiaceae
Product: putative disease resistance RPP13-like protein 1
Exons: 1
Coding region: 1-1761 (586 amino acids)
Biological process (GO): defense response to other organism
Molecular function (GO): ADP binding
Source: RefSeq, a predicted model, not a curated record